AUGCUCUGUCUCCUGAAGGAAGUGACCAGGUGCAAUCACUCCACUGUGACUGAGUUUGUCCUGGAAGGAUUAACACACCAGCCAGAACUCCAGCUGCCUCUCUUCUUUCUGUUUCUAGGCAUCUACGGGGUCACUAUAGUAGGGAACCUGGGCAUGAUCCUCCUGAUUGCUUUCAAUUCCAAGCUCCAGUCUCCCAUGUACUUUUUCCUUGGUAAUUUGUCAUUUAUAGAUCUCUUUUAUUCCUCAGUUGUUACCCCCAAACUCCUGGGAAACUUUUUAUGGGAGAAAAAUUAUAUUUCUUAUCCUGGAUGUAUGACUCAGCUCUUUUUCUUUUGUGUUUUUGCUAUUGGAGAGUGUUUUAUGCUCUCUGCCAUGGCAUAUGACAGAUAUGUAGCUAUCUGCAGUCCUCUGCUCUACAAUGUCACCAUGUCCCAGAAGGUUUGCAAUGUCUUGGUGACCGGGGUCUAUACCAUGGCAAUAGCUGGAGCUUUAGCCCAUACACUGGCCAUGGCGAAGGUCUCCUUCUGUGGGGACAAUGUCGUCCACCAUUACUUCUGUGACAUAGUUCCUCUUCUGAAGAUCUCGGGCUCCAGCACAAACCUGAAUGAGCUUAUGGUGUUAUUCGUAGGUGGAUUUGAUAUGCUAAGUACAACUGGGACCAUCAUCGUCUCUUAUGCCUUUAUUAUUGCCAGCAUUCUUCGAAUCCCCUCUGCCGAGGGCAGAUCCAAAGCCUUUGGUACCUGUGGAUCUCAUUUUACAGCUGUUGGGAUAUUUUAUGGAUCCAUCACAUUUAUGUAUUUUAAGCCAUCUGCAAGCAGCAGCAUGACCCAGGAGAAGGUAGCUUCUGUGUUCUACACCACAGUCGUCCCCAUGCUGAAUCCCCUGAUCUACAGCUUGCGAAAUAAGGACGUAAAGAAUGUGCUGAGAAAAGUCUUUGGGAAGAGGUAA
This is a messenger RNA of Sorex fumeus (smoky shrew), 948 nucleotides long. Its product is annotated as olfactory receptor 151-like. The coding region runs from base 1 to 948 and encodes 315 amino acids. Gene Ontology annotation, cellular component: membrane. Gene Ontology annotation, biological process: G protein-coupled receptor signaling pathway; sensory perception of smell. The transcript has a single exon. The record is from RefSeq and is a predicted model, not a curated record. Lineage: Eukaryota; Metazoa; Chordata; Mammalia; Eulipotyphla; Soricidae. Gene Ontology annotation, molecular function: odorant binding; G protein-coupled receptor activity; olfactory receptor activity.